AUGAGAGGUAUCAACUGGUGGAAGGAGAGGAGACAUACAUCACAUUCCGGAAUUCCGACAGCCUCAAGACCUGCGACCGCCUGGAACGAACAGAAAACGGUUGAGCAGGCUAUCUUGGCCGCGUUUGAAAGCGAUGCAUUCAAGGCUGCCAUCGCGUCGCAGCUCGAUCCCACAAUUGCGAAGCUGAAUCAAAUCAAAGCGUCAAAUUUGAAUCUCGAAUCGACACUUCAAACCCAUAUCGAAGAUCAAAAUGAUCACCUGACCCAAAUAUCAACGGCCCAGCAAAAAGCAGAAGACAACCUCCCUAUCGCCUUGGAAACAAUCCAAGAUCACCUUACCUCCUCUGAACGUCAACUUGAAGCCCUUUUCGCGGCCCAGACAAGAACAGAAGACCACCUCCCUGAUCUCCUGAAACACUCCAUCGAGACUCGAUUCGAUGGCUUGGAAAGCCGAAUCGAGGAACUUGAUCGAAAGAUCGAUAAUCUCGAUGAAUCCAUGACCAAUGCAGACCUCAGAUCAGCCAUUCGAUUUGGAGAACUUUCAAAUGAGCUACAGGAUCGAAACACGACUCUAGGAGACAGAAUCUGGGAAGUCCAGAGAGACCUUGGAAAGAAGGUUGAUGGCCAGCAAAGGAGACUUCUUGGCGCAUCUGAAGAGCUUGGGAAAGAUGUCCGAAAUCUCGGGGACACUCUUGAAUCCAUGCAGGAAGACAGUAGCAAGGCAAUAUCA
Messenger RNA from Mollisia scopiformis, 729 nucleotides. RefSeq lists its product as uncharacterized. The record is from RefSeq and is a predicted model, not a curated record. The annotation marks the transcript as partial. The transcript is spliced from 2 exons. NCBI's taxonomy places the organism in Eukaryota, Fungi, Ascomycota, Leotiomycetes, Helotiales, Mollisiaceae.